AUGCGAUACAUGAGAGAAAAGGCCAAAUGGAGACGAUCCCCUGAUGUCUCACAUUCAUCCAGGACAUCCAGGCGGAAUCGCCAGAAGACUAAGAGCAGAGACUGCCACCUGGAGAAGAAAGAGCUGCGGGUCCGUGACCUCGAUCUUGGAUAUGACUCCGAUGAGAUAGUACUCUCUAAGUAUUGCAUUGGCACCUGUCACAGCUUCUACAAGAAUUAUGACCUGGCUCUUAAGGCUCUGAUGGAUAAAGGCAGCAUCUCCACUAAGAAUGUCAGCAGCUUCCCCUGCUGUCGGCCUACACGCUAUGAGACCAUGUCCUUCAUGGACGCACAGAAUAUCUGGCAGACAAUUAAGUGGCUGUCUGCAGCAAACUGCAGCUGUAUCAGCUGA
Betta splendens (Siamese fighting fish) is the source of this 390-nucleotide messenger RNA. RefSeq names its product neurturin. Gene Ontology annotation, molecular function: receptor tyrosine kinase binding; glial cell-derived neurotrophic factor receptor binding; growth factor activity. NCBI's taxonomy places the organism in Eukaryota, Metazoa, Chordata, Actinopteri, Anabantiformes, Osphronemidae. The coding region runs from base 1 to 390 and encodes 129 amino acids. The record is from RefSeq and is a predicted model, not a curated record. The transcript is spliced from 2 exons.